AUGAUGAAGAUACCAGUGAUUCUUUCAUCGCUCCUUUUCGCUAUUGUCUCGUCUAAAGUCCCAAGUCAAACGUCGAACAAGUAUAUAGUGGAACAGAAGGGCCCGGAAACGUGGUUAGAACGCGUGAACAUCGUCGACGAGGAAACUAUAUCCAACGAUGUUGAAGGAAAGAAGAAUUCUUUGGAGGAUGGACGACAGAAAUCACGAGCGAACGAGGCUGGAUUAACCCGGUGGGAAAUGGGAUCAGUGCAAGAGGCUUCGAGCGGAACUGAUUGGGGAGGGUUGCUUCUUCGCCUCGCGGAUAGACAGGAUUCUGCUAGAGAAACAAGAAAUCUGCCGCCUCUAAUCUCUUUAUUGAGACCAAAGCUAGAAAAGUCCGACUUUACUCUUCGCAAAUCGCACGAAGAUCGUCAACGAAGAUCGCUACAAGACUACCGUAUUUCGGACUACAUGGUAUUAACGGAAAAUCUCAACAACGAGGACGAGGUUCAAAAGAUUCUGGCGAAUGCCAAGGCGCAAUUAAGCACCGUGAAAUCGGAAAACAUGGGAAAAUUCCGAAACAACGCUUUUGGCGACGAUUGGCUCUCCUUUGUGUUGCCAUUCAGAUCAGGAAUGGGAUUCACGGAAUCGCUGUUAAGGAGGUCAAACGCGAGUUACGAUCUAGGAAUACAGAAUGAAAAAUGGGUCGAUGACACGAAAUUUCUAAACACGAAACAAUUUCUACAACAUAACGAAGAUAUGGAAAUUGAUAAAAAGGACGCGUUCGGUAAAAGAUACGAAUCGUCUCUUUCGAACGAGAACAGAAACACGGGAUAUUUUGACGAAUUAACAAAAACGUCUUGGAUCACGGAACAGGCUGAAGACAGAUACAAAAAACAACAUCCUGAAUCACGAGUGAAAGAAACAAGCAAAGAUGGUUCAAGUACGACCGAAGAAAAAUACGAAACAGAUGCUGAAUCACCGAUGAAAGACACCGGAAAAGAUGGUUCAGGUAGAAGCGAAGAAAAAUAUAAGAAAGCUUUUGAAUCACGUUUGGAAGAAGCAGGAGAAUAUGGUUCGGAUACACAGCCGAAUAAAGAACGUUUGAUCAAAAACGACGAACAUAGGAACGAAGACUGUAAUUACCGUGACGCGAAAGUCAACGUUGACAUAAAAAAUGAAGAGACAUUAUUUAAUGAUAUUUCGAUCGAUAACACAAUGAACAGCGUAGUGGGAAGUGAUAAACUCUCGACUGCAGAACUACCUGUGAAAAUACUUCAAGCACACGAUAAAACGAACCAAAAUAAACGACCUUCGAGCGAUAAAUCGCUUUUCAUUUCGGAUCCGUUUGUUUUGCGAACGAAAUGGGAAGGCGGCUCGAGACAGGAGAAAAAGGAUGAAGAAUCGAAGACAGUCGAUGAAUCAAACUCGGUGAAAGUGGAUCAAAAUAUGCAAGGGAAGAAGUUAAUUAGCAACGAAAUACAGGACGAAUCGUAUCAAGAUGUAAAAUCCAGUUUACAGGACAGGAAGUUAAUUAACAAGGAAACACAGGAAUCGUAUCGAGAUUCAACGUUGCCGAAUGAUGAAUCAGAUUUUAAUGAAAGCAUCGAUAUUCUACGCGCAAGGAACAAAAUGGAUGAAAAGAUGAUAUCGAUGGAAAAGGAAAAGUCGAUCGUGACAACGCAAGAGAAAAAAGAUUCUUCGGAAUUAAAAAUACCGCAAUUGUUAGAUGAAUCGUCGGACCUGAGAGAGCAGAUGCAGAGAUGGCAAAAUCUGUACCAGGGAAAUGAGAAGAAUCUUUCGUUGAAUUCCUGGCGUAUCGACGAAUCCCCGGCGACAAACACUCGCAAAGGUAUUCAACAGGAAUAUGAUAAACAGAAGAGUGCAGCUGAAGAAACAUCAAUUCACGUCGAUGCAAACAAACGUGGCCGUGUGAAACAUCGCGAGCGUAUUGAAACGAAAUCAACGUCUACCGAAGGGAUGCGCGCUGAAAACGAGGAACGAAGAAAAUCGUUGAAUGACGAUGGGCAGCAGAGCGAGAUGGAGGGACGUAAUGUUUCAUCGGCAGAUCGCGCCGAUUACGCGCUGGAUUCUGAUGAAAAUGUUAAACUCGAACGGACAUCUUUAGAGGAAAGAGAGGAGGCGAUAGCUGAUGUGAAAUCUCGAGAAGAGAAGUCCGAUAUGGGAAAUUUAAAAGAGAAGAAGCACGAAGCGGAGGAUCCUGAAACAGCAGAAUUCCAGUUUGAUAUAAAUAGUAACGAGUUUGAGAUAGAGAAUAUGAAGAAUGCAGAAUUUAAGAUGAAAUAUUUAAGGGGGAAAUAUUCUACAGAAGAAAAUUUACGAAUGCAGAAUGCAGAGGAUAUCGAAGGAGACGAUAUAAAUAGAGGAAAAUUUGGAUUAGAAGAUGUAGAGAAAGAGAAGUCCAAAGAAGAAAGUGAUAAAAAGAAGGAACAUGAUAUUUCAGGCACGAAGAAAACAAAGUUUGAAGUUGAGAAUUCGCAAGGGAAGAAACUUCGGUUACAAGAUGUGAAUGAAGGAGAUAAAUUGGAGUCGAAAGGUCUGAAAAGGAAAAAAUUUGAUCCGGAAAUUUCAGCGAAAAGAAAAUUUGAAGCAGAAAGUUCGCAGAUAGAUAACGUAAAAUUGAACUUUGGGCCGUGGGAUGUAGCAGGGCAGAAAUUUGAGUCGGAAGAUUUACAGAAGAGAAAAAGUGAGGAACGAAAUGUGGACAAUGACAAAUUUGAAGCGGGCGAUUUGAAAGAAAAGGAAGUAGGCCCGGAAGAUCGAGGCGAAACAGAAUACGAUCCGAUAGUAACACGGGAAGAUAAAUCUGGGUCAAUGAACGUAGAAACUGAGAAAUUUAAACCGUCGGUUGAAGUAUUGAAGCCACAGUUUCGCGAAGACAAUCUGGUACUGACUUUGGAUGAAAUUUCAACGAAAAACGUUAAAAAUAUCGAACAAUUUGAUCCAAGUGACACACAAAUAAAUAUAAAACAAGGGAAGAAAAUUAUGCAACAAGACAAAGAAUCGUCGGAGAAAGAAAAGGAUGAAUUUAAUAAAAAUGACGAGGAAAUAAAUAAAAACCUUGAAGAGGACACAAAGGAAUACGUAAAAUACAAGCAAUAUGAAACUGACGAAAACUUAAUCGUUAAGGCUAAAGACGAUGAAAUAUUUAAAGAAGAUCCCUGGAACAAUGACGUUACGUACAAGUACGAAGACUUACGUGCUACUCAUGACGACGCGUUUGAAAUUUCGAAUAAAGAAAGUGAAUCGAGAAAAAAAGAAUAUGAAAUAGCGUCUGGUAAACAAUCUUUGAACGCGGAUGAAGAACGUGGAAUAACUGAAAAUAAAAGUAAAGAAAAUGAGAAGGUUAUUUCGUACGAAGGAGCAAUGUACAAAGAUGCAAGUGCUGAUAAAGUAUCCGGAGGUAAAUAUAAGCUGAAAGAGGACCCCAUCGUAACAAAUAAAAGAAAAUACGAAGCAGAGACGACGAAGGGAAUAGGACUAUCGUCCGUCGAAGAAGGAAUGAACGAAACGAGUAGCAAAAAUGAAGAAGAGCAUGAAAAGUUAUCUUUGAGUAAAGAAAUUCUGGGAAAGAGAGAUUUCAAAAUAAAGAGUGAUACUUUCGAAGAUAACGAUAAAAAAGACGUAAAGUCGAAUCAAAUAUUCGAUGGAAAUGCGUCAUCGAUGGAAGAAAAUAACGUAUUAGUAAAAAGAACGCAAUUACAAGCAGAACGUACGUUAUCAGGAAUAACAGACAUUGCAGAAGAGGGACCAUUUGUAAACGCUGGAAUUCACGAAAAGAAUAAUAGAGCUCGUGUGUUAUCAGCAAAAACAAAUACCAAGGAGAAAGAACCGUUUAACGAUCGAAGAAUUUAUCAAGAAAUUCAUAACAUCGAACCAUUGGAAAAUAAUGAAAAACAUAUUAUACGUACGAAAGAACGUAAACCAAAUAAAUUAUCGGAAUAUCAGACUGACGGAAUACAAACAUUAAAUAUUGAAAGCAAUCAAUUUUCCAAUGACAAUAUUAUUAUUUCCAAGAAGGACAAUUCUGCGAAUAAAAUUAAUGAAAUAUUGCGAGAGUACGAGAACAGUGAGAAAGCAUUGUUACCUGAUUCGGAGGUAAAUCAAGCGACGAAUAUCAGUACUCGAACAGGAAGUCCCACAGAUCCUCAAGGAAACGACGAAUUCUCUACUGCGACUAUCGAAGCAUACGUUGCGAAACUACAAGAUGGAAACAAAGAAUUUCGGCCAAGCGGAAAUGACACGUCUGCAACUCCUGACGAAGAUCAAAUCGAAAUUCGCGCGAAUAUCGGCAAAUUAAGUAAUACAGAUGUCCACGCGCUUGGAUAUUCUGAUAGACUUAACAAAGAUAAUAAUUCUUCGGCUGGAGUUCACGAAGUAUCUUUAGAAGAAAAAGAACCUGGAAAAAAUAAGAUGGCAACGUUCGAAGGAGUGUCGAGUGAAAAUACGCGAAAGGAAGCUAAAGAAGGGAAAAAGGAAAUUAUAGAAGGUUUAUCACUUUCAAAUACUGGUGCAAGCAAUGGAGAAGAAUCGAAGACAGCGAAGGAAACACACGUGAUUGGUGGUACCAAAGAAAAAUAUGAUAAUACUUUGGAGACAUUGAACGAAACAGCUGAUCAAUCGAUUAUUAAUCUAACUGGAUUUUUAAGUGACGAGUCUAAAGAAUCUUCGUCAAAGGAGAGGCUAGAAGAAAUCGGAUCUGUAUUUUAUAAUUCAAACGAAGAAAGUAACUUCUCAGAUGUACAUAUCACUAAUCCUCCAGUUUUCAUUGAUAAGACCGAUCAUGAAACUAUCGAUCCCGAUGAAAGCAGUCAGGAAUAUAUAAAGUCUGGCCGUGAAAGCAUUAACGCUGCAUUAACAAAAAUUGAAAAUCUGGAGAAGGAAUAUUAUGCGAAAAAGGAAAUAGACGAAGCCUCGAAAUUAAAUUCAAAUAUCGAUACGUCAACCGAAUCAUUAAUUAAAACGAAUGAAUUAGAUCUUCUAGGGGAACACAAAGAUAAAGUAGUGGCAAAUGAUGUAAACUUGGAACAAGCGACUGAAUCAUUCUCGGCUUGGAGUUCCAAGUUCUCCGGUAAUGGCGGCAUCUCCGGAGAAGAUAAUAUAUCAUCGACUGCAAUUAAUCAAGGAUCCGAAGAAGAAACGGAGAAAGAGGAAAUAACGGGACGUAACACGGCUGAAGAUCAUUCGUCUAAACACAGCGAUUUGAAAAUGAUUAGUAAUUUGUCAGUUAUAAGCAGCGGCAGUACCGAGAUAGGAGAACAAAAUGAAGAAAGAAAUUCUACGAUAACAGAUGAAGAACUGGACAGUGGCAACCUCGAAGGAAAUCUUUCGAACGUUGCUAGAUUAUUAACGACUAAAAAUUCUGCAGAAAUUAUGAGUUACUAUAAAACCGAAGGGAAUGGUAGUAAUGUUGUUGAAUAUGAGAAAAUAAAUAAAAGCGACAAGGAAGAUCGGACGAAAGAAUCAGAAAUCGAUAUAUCUGGAAGGAGUAACGAGUCUUCGAUAGGUAUUACGCAGAAACAAGCUGUAACGACAGGGAAAAGUAGAUUAAACGACCCGUACGUCAAAGAAACCGAACAAAAAGAUUCUUUGAACGAAAGUGAAUCGAUUACGUGGGAUUUAAAUAAAGAGAAAACGCCCGUACAAGGAUCCAACACAAGCAUCGAGGUGACUAAGAGUAACGAUGCCGCCAGAGAAAGUAAAGAGUCAUCACCUACGGCAAACACGCUAAAAAUGUCGAAGAAUAAAGUUGUAUUGUCCGAUUUAAGCGGCGAAAGUUUCCAGAAAAAUGACAAGUUGGGCAAGAAGCAACACGAAACGUUGAACAAUUCGAGUUCGGGUGAAACGAGAUCGAAAGAAGAUGAAAUUACCAAGCUCCAUACGAAAGUGAACGACAAGUACACGACGCCAUCUGCAGAACGGCAAUUAAUCGAAAACGAAGUACUCGGAGCGUUCUCCGAAACGAGUACUCAACCUGCUUUGAAUAUCAGCGAAGCUCGCUCUCCAGACAUGCACGAAAAUACAAUUAAAUCUCGUUUACUUGAAGCAGCCACGCUACGUCCACUUAAUUGGACCGAUAACGAAGGAUACAAAGACCCACUGGUCGAAGCUAGUUGGAUACACAAAGAAACUCUUAGCACUGGGACUUACGAUCCUGACACUAUGCAUUUAUCCAAAUUAGAUCCUGAAAGGAAAUUAUCUGAAAUAGUAAAAGUGUCGAAUGAAAAAGUUAAAAGUUCAACAGACAAAGUGGAAAAUAUUCCGAAAGAGAGAGAAUAUGAUAUCACUUACAACAAUAUGAAAAGUUUGAGAGGCGAUGAAACAGAGAAAGUAGCUGAAAAUAUUUUCAAUGGAUUUAACGACAUUUCUGUCGAAAGCAAUAAUGAACAUAUGGGGACAAUAGAGGACAAUAAAUUUAUGAACAGUAUUGUGGACAUGUCAUAUGCAAGCGUGUCACUUAACGAAAGUGACUACAGGAUAGACGGCGAGGUAAAUGCCAGGAGACAGGAAAACAUAGAUCUUUCGCACGAGAAUGAUCUAUUAGGCGUGCGAGAGAAUGAGAAUAUAAAAAAUACGGAUGCAACUGAUAUAUUGGAUCAAAAGUAUGACCUAAAUGAAAAAUAUUCAGAAUUGGAUAUUAAUGACGAAGACUAUAAACCAAAGAUAUCAACCAUUACAGAUGCUACACAAGAUCAGGAUAAUUUGUUGAAAAAUAGUAAACAAGAGAAGAAUCCUCUAUUGAAACUUCUUUUAAACAAAGCAAAUGAUAUGCAAAAUUUGAACAACAAAAUAAAAGGAUCAUAUAUGAGUGAUAAUAGUUCUGAGAAAAAUAACGAAUCUUCGGAAGCACGAGCAAAAAUCAAGCUUGACGAGCUAAAUAAAGAAACAUUUGAAGGGAAGGCAACUCAGGAAUCAGAAAGUUACGAAGAUAAAUUACAUCUAUCUGAACAGAGAAUAUCACAGUCCGAGGAGAAUUUGUAUGAAAUACCCGAAGACGGAAAAGAAACACAGAUACAGAAAGCUUUAACCGAAGCUGAAAUAGCGGUAACUGAGUUUCCUCGAGUAAAGGAACAACAACAGAAGAAUAUCUUAGAAAAGGAGGAGGAAACGUAUACUAAAGCGGGAGAUAAGCAUAUUUCAAGCGAAAAUCACUUAGAAGAUUCUGAUAGACGUAAUGUUAGUUGGAACCAGUUAAAUCCAAUGGAAAUUACAGAUUCGAAGAGUAACGAUGACAUAUCAUUAAAAGAACAUUAUAAACCAAAGAUACAAGGCACAUCAAGCAACUUGGAAGACAUUGAUUCUGAAAUAUUAAUCAGAUCUGAUAGCACAUCCGAUAAGAUUAUGAAUGAUUUACAGAAUAAAUACAAAGACUUAGCUCUGGAUAUAAAUGAUCCACAGAAGAUAACUUAUGAUUCAAAUACACAAGAUGAAUUGAAGCUAAAUUCAAAAGAAGUGGGUCACCCUGGAACAUCAAUAAAAUCUUAUUAUACAUCCAAUGUUACUGAAAAUAACAUACACAAUCAAUACCAAAAUCCAACCCUAACAGUAACUGAGCCACUGAAAUUGGCUUACGAAUCAAAAAUACAAAAAUUAUGGCUCAAUUCGGAAAAUGAUACUAAUUCUAGCGUAUCGAUCGGAUCUGGCUAUACAUCUAACGCUAUCGCGAGUGAUUUACACGAUACACUCAGGGAUCCAACUACGAGUGUAAGUAACUCAAAGAAAGUCAAUUAUGAAUCAUAUGCGCAAGAUGAACCGGAACUAAAUUCUAGCGUAUCAAUCGGAUCUGGCUAUACAUCUAACGCUAUUGCGAGUAAUUUACACGAUACACUCAGGGAUCCAGUCACGAGUGUAAGUAACUCAAACAAAGUCAUUUAUGAAUCAUAUGCACAAGAUGAACCGGAACUAAAUUCUAGCGUAUCAAUCGGAUCUGGCUAUACAUCUAAAGCUAUUGCGAGUAAUUUACACGAUACACUCAGGGAUCCAACUACGAGUGUAAGUAACUCAAAGAAAGUCAUUUAUGAAUCACAUGCACAAGAUGAACCGGAACUAAAUUCUAGCGUAUCAAUCGGAUCUGGCUAUACAUCUAACGCUAUUGCGAGUGAUUUACAUGAUACACUCAAGGAUCCAGCUACGAGUAUAAGUAACUCAAAGAAAGUCAUUUAUGAAUCAUAUGCACAAGAUGAAUCGGGACUAAAUUCUAGCGUAUCAAUCGGAUCUGGCUAUACAUCUAACGCUAUUGCGAGUAAUUUACACGAUACACUCAGGGAUCCAGCUACGAGUGUAAGUAACUCAAAGAAAAUCAUUUAUGAAUCAUAUGCACAAGAUGAAUCGGGACUAAAUUCUAGCGUAUCAAUCGGAUCUGGCUAUACAUCUAACGCUAUCGCGAGUGAUUUGCACGAUACACUCAGGGAUCCAGCUACGAGUAUAAGUAACUCAAAGAAAAUCAUUUAUGAAUCAUAUGCACAAGAUGAAUCGGGACUGAAUUCUAGCGUGUCAAUCGGAUCCGGCUAUACAUCUAACGCUAUUGCGAGUGAUUUACACGAUACACUCAGGGAUCCAACUACGAGUGUAAGUAACUCAAAGAAAGUCAUUUAUGAAUCAUAUGCACAAGAUGAACCGGGACUAAAUUCAAAAGAAAAGACGGACCCUGGUACAUCAGCCGGAUCUCAUUAUACGACCAAUGCUGUGAAGAGUAAUUCACAUAAUAAAUCUAAAAACCCAGCUAUAAGUGCAAGUGACUCAAAGAAAGUGAGUUAUGGGUCAAAAGUAAAGGAUAAAUCAAAAUUCACUUUGGAAGACGAUGCUUACUCUAAUAUAUCAGUAAAAUCUUAUUUUACAUCAGACGCUAAUAAAUAUGAUUUACAUAGUGAGUACCAGGAACCAACUCUAAUCGUAAUUGAUCCACUGAAGAUGACUUACGAAUCGAAUAUACAAGAUGAGUCAAAACUCGAUUCAAGAGAAAAGACUGACUUUGGAAUAUCAGGCGAAUCUCGCUAUGCAUUUGGCGCCGAUAAGAAUGAUUUACAUAACGAAGACCAGGACUUAACCCAAGUUGUAAAUGACCCAAAGAAAUUGAUAUACAAAUCAAGUAUAUAUGAUGAGACAAAGCCCAAGCUCAAAGAAUAUUUAACUAGAAAAUUAGAUUCGAACGAAGAGGCUUACUCGAUUAUGUCAACCGAACCUUACAGUGAUUUAGAUAGCGAAUCUAAUGAUUCACCCAUAAGCGUUAGUGAUGAGUUAGCGAAAGUACUUUAUAAAUCAAAUAUAGACAAUAAAUCGAGCUUUGAUUCGAAAAAAGAUGCUGACUCUGAUUUAUCAGGGAAAUAUUACUCCAUAUGGAAUACUACUAACAGCGGUUUGCAUAAUAAACCUAAGGACUCAGGUGCAAUUUUAAAUGAUUCGAAGAAAGUUAUUCACGAAUCAAGUGUAGAAGACAAUUCAAAAAAGAAUAUCGAUACUAACAUACCGGUCGAAUCUUACUUUACAUCUAACGUUGAACAUGAUUUACACAGUCAAUACCAGGACCCAGAAUUAGUGGUACUUGAGCCACUGAGAAUAACUUAUGAAUCGAAAAUGCCAAAACACUCGAUACACGAUACAAAAGAAGAUACUGACUCUGAUAUAUCGAACAAAUCUCAGUAUACAUCUAGUACUGUUCACAGUAAUUUACGUAACGAAUUCAGAGAUCCAGCUCAAAAUGUUUCUAGGGAAAGUAUUGAUCGACAUAAUUUGAAAACUAUAGCGAAUAGUGAAAAUAUAGUAGAAAACGAAUCUACUCAAUUUAUAAAAGAUGGAAAAACACUUCCAAUUUCUGAACUUCCCGAUCAGUCUUCGUUAUUCACAAUUUUUGAAGAAAGACCAGAAGUAAAUACGCGUGGAGUAAAUGCGCUCUCAAAUAUCCCAGUGAUUGGAAAUUCUACAGACGCACAUCGUUCUUUCGAAAAGAAAGAAAAAAGCACGAAAUCGAACAACCCCUUGUCUCGUGUUUCUGGAACGAUAUUAUCCGGCCGAGACAGCGAAGAAAUUCCAGACGCUAAAUUCGUAAAGGAACUGCAACCUAGUUCGGAAAAGUUGGCAAAAUCAUGGGCAGAAAUCGUGAAUAAAAGCGAAUCGUCCAGCCCUGUAUCUUCGAAGAAGUUUAAAUCGCAUUCCGAUGAAGCAGAAUCUGCGACAUCAGUGAAGUUCUCGUCGUAUAAGAUCUUAGAUAAAGUUUUGGAGACCGAAGAUGCGAAUAACAAUUUAUGCGAUAUCCUCAGAUCUAGUUCCCUGUUUACACAUUUUCAAGAUGAUGCAUGGGAUGACGAAGUUUCAAGCACGUACGAUGUAUCGACCGGCGUGCUACCAUCAAACGUGGUCAAUGUGAAAAGCAAAAGCUACGAAUCUGCGAGUAUGCUUCAGGAGUCAGAUGAAGACAAAGUGGAUGUUUAUAUAGUGAAACAAACUUCUGAAGGGCCCGUAAAAAUCGCACACGUAGAAAAUAUGGAACCUCUCAUCGUAACCAGUGACGAGAUUUCAAAGAAUAUUUACGAUAGCAUAGUUAAUAUAUUCAACAGAAAUCGAAUCAAAAGUGGCUCGUCGGCUACGUAACAAAUUCAAUUCAAUUUAGAAUAUUUGUUAUUUCAUAUGCUUGGUAGUUGUCAGUGAGUUAUCAUAGUGUUAGUAAUUUAUUCAACAGACAUAUAUUUCCAUCAAAGAAUCAGAAAUAUAAGAAAUAUGCUUUAAAUAUUAAAAGAUCGAUGUCACACGUAAAGUUUGCAUUUGUUCUCGUUAACGUUAAUUAACGCUGUCAUACAAUCAAUGGAGCAUAACAGAGAAAAGUAUAGGUACAUUUCGUAAGCCAUUGAACACUUCUCAUUAAUUAACUAAUUAAAGUAUUAAACAAUUGAAACAUUAA
This is a messenger RNA of Bombus huntii, 10894 nucleotides long. RefSeq lists its product as uncharacterized. The transcript has 3 exons. Lineage: Eukaryota; Metazoa; Arthropoda; Insecta; Hymenoptera; Apidae. The record is from RefSeq and is a predicted model, not a curated record. The coding region runs from base 1 to 10587 and encodes 3528 amino acids.